GCGACGAAGUUAAAGAGCGGCGACAUGUCGCAGAAGGCGAUGAUCGCCAUGGUGUGCAAGAGGGCCCAUGCGAUCGGUAUGUACACUCUGUCCGAGGGGAGCAAGGGUCAACUCGCAGCGGUGGUAUCGUCCCAACUCACUGGCGUUACCAACGACAUGUGGUACGACAUUCUGGUGCAGGUCAAGCUGAAGCUGGCUACCAUGAAGGCGCGAGACUGGAAACACCGAACUAUAUGGGAAUACGAUUCUCCAGACUCCCUCGAGAGCGAAUCGUGGUACUAUACAGCGUACCCCGAGGGAGACCCGCCACGCGGGCAGGACUGGUACAUCGACGAGCCCGACUUCGUGCGACUGAGCAGUCGCCUGAUGAAGGGCGGCAAGCACGCGGCCAAGCAAGUGCGGGACGACCGCCCCGCCCCGCCGCCGCCGACCGCCCCGCCUCCCGCCAUUGGCGACUUCGGCGCCUACAAAUCCAUGUACGGGGCGAUGAACGCGUACCAUAUGUACGCUCAUCCAGGAACGCCCGCCCCGCUCGGCGACUUAUCUGAUGAGGAGGCAGCGCUUCGCAAGACAGUGCGCAACCGUAAGGAGGCCGUGGCCCUGAAUAAACGUGCAGCAGCUGCUGGGGGCGAUGCCGAUGGCGUCGAGGGCGCCGACGACGAUGGCGACGAACUCGCCGACGAGGAGGGGGGCCCGCCGAAGAAGGUCAUGAAGGGCGCCCCGCCGAAGAAGGCCAUGAAGGUGGCCAUGCGGAGGCCCUCGGCGAAGCCGAAGCCGCUGCCCAAGGCCCCGAUGACGGGGGCCCCGAAGGUCGAGUACCGCGCGGGGUAUAUACUCACGCAGCCAGACAAGUCCCAGUACAGGGCUGUCCUGGGGCGGUCAGACAGGCGCAUCCGCUGGGGCACGGGCAGCACGCGCCAGGAGGCUUUCACCAAGGCGAUGAAGUGCAUAGACGAGCGCUCGUAG
Messenger RNA from Prorocentrum cordatum, 966 nucleotides. The record is from the annotation of a GenBank genome assembly. NCBI's taxonomy places the organism in Eukaryota, Dinophyceae, Prorocentrales, Prorocentraceae.